Messenger RNA from Paramacrobiotus metropolitanus, 1731 nucleotides. RefSeq names its product E3 ubiquitin-protein ligase SMURF2-like. The record is from RefSeq and is a predicted model, not a curated record. Bases 52 to 1467 code for a protein of 471 amino acids. Gene Ontology annotation, biological process: ubiquitin-dependent protein catabolic process; negative regulation of BMP signaling pathway. Gene Ontology annotation, molecular function: ubiquitin-protein transferase activity; protein binding. The transcript has 9 exons. NCBI's taxonomy places the organism in Eukaryota, Metazoa, Tardigrada, Eutardigrada, Parachela, Macrobiotidae.
GAUAGGUGCGAUAUGUGUGGAAAACAAACGUAAUCUUACACGAAUGUAUGUAUGAAUUCAUCUUCCUGUUUAGGUGUUAGUACGUGGCAUGAUCCACGAAUCCCCUAUGAAUUUAGCGGGAUCAACCAAGAAAAUCUCGGUCCAUUGCCAACUGGCUGGGAGGUGCGCUAUACAGGAAAUGGGCGCGCCUAUUUUGUUGAUCACAAUAACCGCACCACGCAGUUUACCGAUCCCAGACUGUCCCGGAAUCUGGCAGCAACACUGGCUGACAUUUCUCCAUCAACAUCUACAGAAGACUUUAAUUUGCCGAAAUAUCGACGCGAUUUGAUAGCCAAAUUACAGUCAUUCCGGACGGAAAUCCAGAAUAUUCAGCCGCAAUCAGGUCACUGCCGGUUGGAGGUCUCUCGUGAGGGCAUCUUUGAGGAGUCUUACCGGCAAAUACUGCGCUACCGGGCCAAAGACCUACGGAAACGGCUAAUGGUCAAAUUUAAAGGCGAAGACGGCAUCGAUUAUGGCGGCGUGACCCGGGAAUGGUUAUACCUGCUUUCCCAUGAGAUCCUCAAUCCGCACUACGGCCUGUUCCAGUAUUGCCAGGAUGACAUUUACCAACUACAGAUCAACCCUGAUUCAGCUGUGAAUCCGGAUCACCUUUCCUACUUCCACUUCGCGGGAAGACUGAUUGGAUUGGCCGUUUUUCACGGGCACUAUAUUGAUGCCGGGUUUACCUUGCCGUUCUACAAAAUGCUUCUUGGCAAAUCGAUUGCCCUGGACGAUAUUGAGAAUGUCGAUCCGGAACUGUUCCACAGCUUAAUGUGGAUUUUGCAAAAUGAUAUCGAAGGAAUUUUGGAUUUGACCUUUGCGGUAGAGCACAGUGUAUUCGGUGAACUGCAAUCCCAUGAGCUUAAACCAAACGGCAAACGUCUGCAAGUCACGGAUGACAAUAAAAAGGAAUAUGUUCGGCUUUAUGUGAACUGGCGUUUUAUGCAAGGCAUCGAGCCACAGUUCCUGGCACUGCAGAAAGGAUUCCACGAAUUAAUUCCAGCCAACCUCCUACGACCUUUUGAUGAACAAGAAUUAGAGCUGAUGAUCUGUGGUCUGGGACGCAUCGACGUAGAUGACUGGAAAACGAAUACCCGACUAAAGCACUGUACAGCGGAAACGCCGGUUGUACAGUGGUUCUGGCAGGCGGUGGAAUCCUACAGUGACGAUAUGCGUUCACGUCUGCUGCAGUUUGUUACCGGAAGCUCCCGGGUUCCGCUACAAGGGUUCAAAGCACUGCAAGGCUCAACCGGUGCCACUGGACCCCGAUUGUUUACCAUACAUCAAAUUGAUGCAAACACUAAUAAUUUGCCCAAAGCGCACACAUGUUUCAAUCGAAUUGACAUCCCUCCGUACGAAUCUUACGAGAAACUGUUGGAGAAGCUCACUUGUGCUGUGGUGGAAACCUGUGGUUUCGCUGUGGAAUGAUACCGGCCUGUCAAUAAAAAUCAAGCAGGGACCGUUUUUGUGCAACUUUCUUGCGAAACCCAGUGGCAUCUAAAUAUGUCUUUCGGUGCCGGCAUGUUGGUUAUAGCACUGCCAGCAACUCUUACAAAGCUGGGCACGUUUUAUAAUACAUUUAUUUAUUUUCGAUACGAUUUUUUUAUUAUUACACAACUCUGGACUUGUUAGUUCUUGGAUCUCAAUAAUCUUGACCUUAUGAAUGGAUCAUAAUACUCGCAAUAAAGCCAA